Messenger RNA from Caenorhabditis angaria, 2890 nucleotides. The record is from the annotation of a GenBank genome assembly. NCBI's taxonomy places the organism in Eukaryota, Metazoa, Nematoda, Chromadorea, Rhabditida, Rhabditidae.
AUGUGCUGUUGUACAAGGUUACAUCGUCAUCAAAUUCACUUGAUCAGGUUAGUCUCGAAAGUUAGAGAGAUAGAGAGCUAGAGUGUUAGAAAACCAAAAGGCUAGAGUCAGAUCACUAGAGAGACUAGAGAGCCAGAGAGUUAAAUUGUGAAUAUGAGAAAACACUACCUUCGAAGUUUUUGUAAAUCAAAGUUAAACUAACUUUUUUCACAUUGAAAUUCUUUCUCUCCUGGUGGUCCUUCUCUUACAAUUAAAAUAUAAUUUCAUUUGAACAUUCUGAAUUUUUAGAAUUUCGAAAAUUUGUCUUGCAACUUGAAAUGUUUGAUUUUGAGUUUCAGAAAAAAAGGAACGAUUUUCAGGUUUUGAAAUCUAUGUUAUUUGCGAACAUAUUAUUUUUAAACCGAAAUUCUAGAAUUUCCUAUCUCUUGAAGCUCAAUGAAUUCAGAUUUAUUGGAUAAGAGUUCACAAUACACCGUGAACACAUUCUGAAAAUAACCUAGUUUUUUUUUAAUUUUGAAAAAAAAACCUCUUCUUUUCUAUUUCCUACUAUUCUAAAAAUACCCCAGACAUAAAAAAAUAUAUUAUUCGAAAUAAAACUUUCAUUCACCCCUCAUGAUUUCCGACCUCUGUACAAAGAAAAAUAUUUUCCGCUCAAAAAACCUCAUGACACACAGCCGCCACAAAACUUUUUGCUUGAUCAUUAAACUUUUUCACCACGAAAAAAUCCGGAAAUUCGAUAAUCUGCACCGCAUAACCUUUUUUCACCUCCUCUCCGCGCAACAAACUACAAUGUACUUUUUUUGAAAUAAAAAGGACCACCCAGUUUUUUUGAAUUUGACAAACUCUCAAAUAUCCCAGUAUCUAAACAAAAAGUUCUACAGGGCUGGGCUCAAAAUUGAAAAAAUUCAAACAUUUCUGAAAACCGAAGAUCAUUUGAAAGUUGAGCCUACUAAACUUUUUUGACAGAAGUCUGAAAAAAAUUUAUCGGAUCAUUUUUAUAUGAAAAAUUCUCAAAAACUUUUUUUUCGUAAAUUUUUUGUCAAUACUGAAGAAAAAUAGUUAAUUUUUGCAGUUAUGGUAUCGUGUCAGCGGGACUUAUAACAACGGGUUUAGUCUUCACAGUGUUUGCUAUAUUUCAAAAAGAGUCACAAAUUGGUAAAGUUUGGCUGGCUGGUCCAACAACAAUGGUGGUGGGUUUGGUGUUGGCUGGAAAAGUAGUAAUCGAUUGGGGACCAGCAAUGUUGCAUGCGAGAGAAGGAUCUAUAGAUUCUAGGCUGUUUGAUCAGGUAAUUCUUUUAGGUUCAAGAAAACAGAAAGUUCAUAAAACCUCACCAAAAUUCUUUUCCAGCUGAGUCAGCCUGCUCAAUUUGCACCCGAACCUUUACGACACCCACAAAUGCGAAUCGAACACGAGCCCAAAUGUAAUGGCACCGCAAGUGGUAGCAAUAUGGUGCAAUAUAAUCAUAGCUCAUCCAACACCACAGUACACUCACCAAUUGGUGGAUAUUCACCACAUCAACAACCCACUAUUCAUCAUUAUAUACAUAGUCCAAUGUCAGAAAAUGGUAUUCCUCGAAUGGUUGCAAGUGGAUCUGGAAGAAUACCAAAGAAUUCAGUCGAUUGUAUACCUAGGAAUAUAGAAAUGGAUCAUUCAAUGAAUCACCGUUGUGGUAGUGGAGGAAUGUCAAUGAAUGAUCAACAUUGUAUGAUUUAUUCACAGUAUAAUUCACCGCUCAAUAAAUUUGUGGUGAGUUUUGAUGUAUGAAAACUUUGAAAACCACUCCAGGUGUUGAUUUUUUCCUAAAAUCUGAUAUCAUUUUACUUUCAUGUUUUCUAUAAGACAUUAUGUAUCUAAAAACCUUCAGAAAUGAAAAAGACACUAUUCUCUGAUAUUCAGCCACCAAAUGCAAACUUUCUAGAUGAUAUUUUUACGUUGUGAAAAUCCUGAUUUCGCCAGUGAUCCCAAAUCAGAGUUAAGCACAAAAAACCAGAAUUCAACGCUCAACCCGAGUGGAAAUUGUUUGAUAUUUUUUCAGUACCAUAACAAUGAUAGAAGUUAUUCAAUUCCUCGCCAAAUCAACAAUCAUCCAAAAUGUCAUUCACCUCGACGAUCUCGUCCUUCUUUAGCCUAUGCCUAUUCAAAUCAUCAUCCUUCUACACAUUAUAAUGAACAUACGAAUAUACCAAUGAAUGAUGUGAGUUUUUGAAUUAUAUAUGGAUUUUUUGUGGUGUGUGAUAGAAUUUUUGUGAUCUGUGUUUUGAAAAACAUAAUUUUGAUUGAUGAGAAUUUACAUAAUGAGAAGAAUAAAAAUUUCUUGAAUAGGAAUUGUACUGAACAUAACCUUUUUAGAUUUCUAGAUAGAAUACGGUAGGCGAAAAAUCAAAAAAAUUGGAAGGUAGAAUUUCUCUUUGAGGUUUUUCAUGAAAAUAAGACAUUUACAUAAUUUUCUAUUUUUUCUUCAUUGCCGGAAAUACAAAAAAAAUUGGUUCAGAAUAUUUGGAACAAUUGAAUUUUCUUCAAAAAAUUCACUGAUCAUGUUGUAAAUCAUAAUUUUUAUGAAUGAAUUUUUUCCUUUGAAAUCUUCACUAGAAAAAUUCUAAAUAAAUGUCGUGAACCCUCUAGCAAAAACAAUAUGAAUAAUGUUGUCAACAACCAGUUCAGCAGACAUGCGAAUGCACCCAAUACGGUUCGAUGCUCCGCCGCACCACAUCACCACCAUCAUCGCUCACCAAUGAUAGUUGUAUCGGAAGCGGCGGGAAUGGCGCCGGCGGCGGAUCAGCCGCCACCACAUCGUCCACCACAAACAAUACAACACCAACACCAACCCAAACAAAUGCACCAUAUCAAGGAGAGUCAUUUGUGCUCAAUGAACGCAGCUAUCUUAUAUAG